AUGCCACCAAAGAAGAAGCAAAAAUUCGACAAUCGACCUACCUGUCUGCAUUCAUGCAACAAGACUUCCUUUGCAAAGGCUUUCUUACCUAAUGGGACCUACCGGCAGCGUCUUCUAGAUUACAUCGCCAUCAUCCAUCAACUCGCCGACCAUGCUUCCCACGCGCUGAAAUUCUAUCUCCUUUCAGCACCAACCUUUCCCACGGUAAAUGAAGAUACAAUCGAAGCGAUUCUCUAUCUUCUCAACAAGGGGGAGGCUUGGCAUCCAAGAAAGGAAGCAAAGAAGGCAUGGCGGGAUUGUUUGCUGCCAUAUGUUCAACGGUACUGCCAAAUCAUCGGCUUUGUUCACCCAAAUCUACGAGGCGAGCAGCAAUCAGUCAAUUACCUGACAGCGAGUAUGAUGACGAACCUGAAAGUCAACGUUCAAGAGCAUUUCAUGCAGAUGCUCCUUCGGUAUAUCAAUCUGCGGCUUGACAUGAAGGGACAGAAGCAGCAACUGCCACCUAAAAGCAAUGUGCGAAAGGAUUUCUUUGCUCGUCUUCGCUACUUGAAGUCAAUUUUCCUUUUUGAUAUUGUGCCCGAGUCACUCGAUGACUUGACCGCUGAAGAGAGUGAGCUUCUAGAAGAGAUGUGGUCCUUCAUUCCCCUUUCUGACAACCAGCCGCUCGCAUAUUCGGUUGCUGUAGACCCUCUUGCCUUCUUUCCUGCAUACUGCAAACUCUCUGGGCUGUAUGAACGACAUGGAUUUCGACAGUUCAGUGCAAUCCCUCUUCAUCGGUCUCUCAUCCAAAGCCAUGUGCAAAUCGACACCAUCGUUCUCUACCAGCAUAUCCUUUGCAUCACACGAAGAGAAGCGGAAACUGUCGAAAAGGUCAAUUUAUGGUUGCGCGUCUGUAAUCUACGUACCAAAGCUUUUCGGUCUCGCCGCGGUAUGCAGUUUGAAGGCUUGAUCAUGACGGAUGGGACCUCGGUGUCUGUAUACCUAAAGCACCCAGGAGCAGACAAGUAUGGAAAGCGUGGAGCGAGAAAGUCAGCAAAGAGUUUAGAGGACGAAGUUAAAGCGCAAUACAUGGAGAAAAACUUACCUGCUUGUCGAGCAGCAGAGAAUGUCAUCGUUAUCGACCCAAACAAGCACGAUAUUCUCUACUGCCAAGACAACAGUGGUAUGACAUUUCGCUACACCACCAACCAGCGAGCCGUGGAGACUGGAAGCCGUCGACAGCAAAGGCAAUGGCAGCAGAUGAAGAAAGAAGCUGGAGUUGACCUCAUAGAAUCACGAAUACCAAGCCAGAAGAUGAUGAAUCUCAUAGACUUCAUGCGUUACCUUCUUGUUCGCCGCGCUGAUUGGGAUCGUCGAAAGGAGUUCUACUCCCACCCUGCUCAUACUAGAUGGAAAUGGCACGCAUUCAUAAACCGUCAGAAGAGCGAAUCAGACCUCAUAUCCAACAUGCGCAACAAGUACGGCGAAAACUUCACCAUUGUGAUGGGUGAUUGGAGCGACGCCAGUCGAACUGCGAGAUUUCAGACCUCAUCAAAGACGAAAGGUUGGCGCACCCUCUUUAAGCGGAACAGGAUCAACUGCUUCCUUCUCGAUGAGUACAAGACCUAA
Molecule: messenger RNA, 1608 nt
Organism: Spizellomyces punctatus DAOM BR117
Lineage: Eukaryota; Fungi; Chytridiomycota; Chytridiomycetes; Spizellomycetales; Spizellomycetaceae
Exons: 1
Coding region: 1-1608 (535 amino acids)
Source: RefSeq, a predicted model, not a curated record